Molecule: messenger RNA, 2100 nt
Organism: Malaya genurostris
Lineage: Eukaryota; Metazoa; Arthropoda; Insecta; Diptera; Culicidae
Product: N(G),N(G)-dimethylarginine dimethylaminohydrolase 1-like
Exons: 7
Coding region: 300-1175 (291 amino acids)
Biological process (GO): arginine metabolic process; positive regulation of nitric oxide biosynthetic process
Molecular function (GO): dimethylargininase activity; amino acid binding
Source: RefSeq, a predicted model, not a curated record
UGAUAUUUCGCACACACCCCAAGUCCGCACCGCACCCUGUUCGUUUGUAUAGUCAACACGAAGAAGAAACACAACGUCCAGUGCCAGUCUGCUCUGCUGCCAAGUCGGAAAUAAUAUUAUAUUCGGCUGGCAAAAUUACAUUGCGAGUUCUCAUGUUCAGUUAGACCGUCACACAUUUCAGUGUUUACCUUAUGAUCUAGCAAUAACCAAUCAUAAGAUCCUGGAUCGUUUUCAGCGGCAACCGCCCGGACUAUUCCGUAUAGAUCUUCUGUUAAAUUGCAGCGGCCAGUAUUUGCGCCAUGGCGUCACCUUUCCGCUACACACAUGCAAUCACUUGCAGAAUACCUCUCUCGUUGCGUACCCGUGGCGAAAUUGAUCUGGAGGAGGCAAAGCUGCAGCAUGAGGCCUACGUGCGAUUGCUACGUGACUUGGGCCUGGAUGUAUUGGAGCUUCCACCAGAUGAAAAUCUACCCGAGUGUCCCUUCGUAGAAGACUGUGCCGUGGUGUGUAAUGGGAUUGCUCUUAUCUGUCGGCCCGGGGAACCAAAUCGACUGAAAGAGGUCGAAGCUGUUCGUUCAGUGCUUCGCAAAGAACUGGAUCUUCCAUUAGCAGAAAUUGCCGACCAAACUGCACGGCUUGACGGUGGUGAUGUACUGUUCACCGGAAAGGAGUUCUUUGUGGGUCUUAGCAAGUGGACCAACGAAGCGGGAGCGCGGGCAGUCGCUUCCGCUUUUCCCGAAUAUCCCUGUGUUCCCAUUAAGGUAGAAGAAGUGAAUGCGACUGCAAGUCCCAUCACUUUGGAGCUAGUCAAUGGAGAGAUUCAGGUUACCGAACAUCGGCACCUCAAGUAUUACGUCUCGAUGGCCGGAACGGAUGUGCUGUGCGUGAGCCGGAGCAAAGAGUCCCAGGAGAUACUGAAACGGAUUGAGCGGGAAGCGACCUACACCUACAGCACCCUGACACUGCAGGAGGAACAGGCGGCCAAUGUGCUGUACAUCAACGGGACACUGGUCCAUCGGUUGGGUGAGGAGAUUCCACAGUCGGCAGCGAUAUUGUCACAGAAGCUGGACAUUCCAAGACAAACGGUUCCAAUGUCGGAGCUUGGCAAGUUUUCCAAUGGACUGACCGCGUGCUGUAUCCUCGUGAAGCGAUCCCGGCUCGUUAAAAGUCUAUAAGUAAAUAAGUGAAAACAAGUUUUUUUCUUUUUUGGUUGACAAAUUAUUUUUUUAUAUUAUCUAAUACCGUAAAAGUAUAUUAAACUAUUUAUUUUUGUUCUACUCGCCGACACGCUGAGUCUUGUGCUUUGUUAUGCUCACAUUUUGUACGCAGAGUAGAAAAUAAUAUUAGAGAGUUUGUUUACCAUUUCCUAAAUUUUACAUGAUAGGCAAAGUUUUUUCAAAUGUAUUAACACAAAAAUGUAUUCAUUCGUUUAGUAGGAAAAAAACUUUACUAGCUUAGGAAGUUUAAGAAACAAAUCUUCCCCCAACUAACACAGAACUGCAUAGUAUUUUAUUGAUUGUAUGUUGUUAUUUGUCUUACUUUAACAAAAAUUAAAAAAAAUAAUUCCGAAACGUUUUUUAAUCGAAAUUUGUUCAAUAGUGGUCAAUACUAGCCAUGUAUUCAUGCGACAAUAUACAAGCAUUAACUUUAGAUAACGAAAGCUGGUUGUGACUAAAUUGUCGUUGAGCCGCGAAAUCAAACCGUACGUACAUAUUGAAAGAAGAAACCUCAUUACCAAAACGACGUAGGCUCAAACACGGUAGUAAAGUGUCUCUAUAAUGCUCAACCCAAUAAUGUCAAGAAUCUCGUACAAUGCACUCUCUCAGUAAUCCGUAAUAAUGUAAUUCUCAACAGUCGACAGGAAACAUUCGCUACAAUCUUAGGCUACCGGUUUUACCCUGAGCAAAUUUAUCAUGGGCUUCGUUUGUUGGAUCGGUCGCCGAAUGUAGCACGGAACAAAUCAACAUAGGUUAGGAACACUGAAUCAGUAGUCGAAGAUCGAAAAAAUAACAAUAGAUCUUAUUUACACGUUUAAGCAAUUCCAAACAAUCGCGUAGCUUACGGAAUAGCCUUACCCAAUAAAAGCAUUAUAUCAAUCGA